Messenger RNA from Soboliphyme baturini, 243 nucleotides. Lineage: Eukaryota; Metazoa; Nematoda; Enoplea; Dioctophymatida; Soboliphymatidae. The record is from the annotation of a GenBank genome assembly.
AUGUGGUACGGCUUCGUCCGCCUGCCAUACGGUAGGUCUCUUAAGACUCCUUCUACCGCUCUCGUACGACGCCGCUAUCUGAACAUUCUCCAUUGGCCAGAGUCGUUGCCUUCAACCGCCGCCGCCGCCGCCGCCUUCGAUUUCUUUCUGCCGAACGCCGCCGCCUCCUACGCAUUUGCCGGCGACCUCCUUCGAAGCGCGCAACGUAGUUCGCUCAGUGCAAUGCUACACGAUGAUAAAUAG